CUUAUACAUAUACAUAUUUAUAUGCAUUAUGCUUAGAUUUAUUUUAGUACAAAAUCGUCAAGGUAAAACAAGAUUAGCCAAAUGGUACGUCCCAUAUGAAGAUGAUGAAAAAUUAAAGCUUAAAGGAGAAGUACAUCGACUUAUUGCGCCAAGAGAUCAAAAACACCAAAGUAAUUUUGUCGAGUUUCGUAAUUAUAAAAUUGUUUAUCGUCGAUACGCUGGACUCUUUUUCUGUGUAUGCGUAGAUGCUAACGAUAAUGAAUUAGCUUAUUUAGAAGCAAUUCAUUUCUUUGUGGAAGUAUUAGAUGCCUUUUUCGGCAAUGUAUGUGAAUUAGAUUUAGUUUUUAAUUUUUAUAAGGUUUACGCUAUUCUAGAUGAGGUGUUCUUAGCAGGUGAAAUCGAAGAAACAAGUAAAAAUGUUGUAUUAACAAGACUUGAUCAUUUGGAUAAAUUAGAAUAAUAAUAAAUACCUGUAAUUGUAAAUAUAAAAUAAA
Cokeromyces recurvatus is the source of this 494-nucleotide messenger RNA. Its product is annotated as AP complex, mu/sigma subunit. Gene Ontology annotation, molecular function: clathrin-cargo adaptor activity. The record is from RefSeq and is a predicted model, not a curated record. NCBI's taxonomy places the organism in Eukaryota, Fungi, Mucoromycota, Mucoromycetes, Mucorales, Mucoraceae. The transcript is spliced from 4 exons. Gene Ontology annotation, biological process: protein transport; clathrin-dependent endocytosis. Gene Ontology annotation, cellular component: AP-2 adaptor complex; intracellular membrane-bounded organelle. Bases 29 to 460 code for a protein of 143 amino acids.